Molecule: messenger RNA, 1608 nt
Organism: Chanos chanos (milkfish)
Lineage: Eukaryota; Metazoa; Chordata; Actinopteri; Gonorynchiformes; Chanidae
Gene: tmem266
Product: transmembrane protein 266
Exons: 10
Coding region: 1-1608 (535 amino acids)
Cellular component (GO): plasma membrane; dendrite
Molecular function (GO): voltage-gated channel activity
Source: RefSeq, a predicted model, not a curated record
AUGAGCCACCCUCAGGCCCCGCAGCAAGCUGGAGCGUCAGACCUGGAGGUCAUCUCCCAGCAGGUGGAGGAGGAAGGCCAGUGCAUUGCUCCAGUUCAACUGGUCAGCUUCGCUUACAGGGACCUCCCACUGGCAGCACUUGACAUCUCAUUGGCUGGUUCCCAGCUGCUCUCCAACCUGGAUGAAGAGGAUAACAGAGAGGGGUCUAACUGGCUGAAGCCCUGUUGUGGGAGAAGGGCAGCGCUUUGGCAGGUGUGCUUGCUCAGUGCCGGUUUUAACUGUUUCCUGGUGGCCUGUGUGAUCCUGGUUGUGGUUCUGCUGGCCCUGGAACUUCUCAUAGACACAAAGCUUCUACAGUUUACCAAUGCAUUCCAGUUUGCCAGUAUCAUCCACUGGAUCAGUCUGGUCAUUCUUUCUGUGUUCUUCACCGAGACUGUCUUCAGGAUUGUGGUUCUGGGGAUCUGGGAUUAUAUCGAGAACAAAGUUGAGGUGUUUGACGGUGCUGUCAUCGUCCUCUCUCUUGCCCCGAUGGUGGCUUCCACAGUCGCCAACGGCCCCAGUAGCCCCUGGGAUGCCAUCAGCCUCAUCAUUACCCUGAGAAUCUGGAGGGUUAAGAGAAUCAUCGACGCCUAUGUGUUGCAGGUGAAGGUGGAGAUGGAGUUGGAGAUGCAGCAGUAUGAAAAGGCCAAAGCCGUGAGGGAGGAGCAGCUGGAGCGACUAACUCAGAUCUGCCAGGAGCAGGCGUUUGAGAUCAGGCAGCUGCGAGCUCAUUUGGCACAGCAGGAUUUGGACCUGGCAGCAGAGAGGGAAGCUGCUAUGCAGAUCCACCAUGUAUGGGGCAAACAAAACAGCAGUUUCCAAGAGGUGGACGGCCUGGGGCCUGGUGGCUCGGACAGCGAAGCCCGCGGGAACACCAGAGAGCCUGGUCCUCCAGGAGAGCAUGUUGCUCAGGAUGACAUGAACAACUACAUAAGCCAGUACUACAGUGAGCCCAGUAGUGAUGUAGGAGUCCCAGAUCCUGCUGCCCGGGUCAUCACCACGGCAGCGAUAGACAUCCACUUGCCAAACAACCCCAGUCAGCUGCCUCCGUCUCUGGUGAGCAGGGAUGCGGUAGGCAGUUCAGUGAGUGAGGCGUCCACCACCAGCGUGUCUCGCUCCAGCUGCAGUUUCACUGCUCGCCAACACAGCGCAAGCAGCCAAACACUGGGCUCUACCACUGACUGCAGCUCCACAGUUAGGGAGGCCUCCACUUCCGACUACAGCUCCCAACGCUGCUGUCCCCCACCCUACUGCAGCCCCCUCACAUUGGGCACGGAUCCUGCCGUCGUUAAAGAGCUGCUCUCCUCACUCUCUGAGGACUCCUGUCUGGCCCAAAAGGGGCUUGUGGACCCAGUUAACCUGAAGCUGCCCAGCCCAGCAGGCUCAGUCAAGGCCAGCCCAGAACUGGAGCACAGAGUGAACAUUUACAACAAGCGUAACCAGGAGAGUCUGGGAGUGUUUCAGACCAAGCCGCUUAUCCACCUGCAGGGCACCGAAUCUUCUCUGGAGGAGAAGUACAGACUCAUGGAACCAGCCGAUGCUCCCCUCAGCCGCGUGCCUGACACAUAG